CUUCAACAAUCAUGGGACAUCAAACUUCAUCUUUCACAAGGACAAAGUAGGGGCAAAAGCGGGCCUCCGCCAGCAUCAGUAAGAUGCAUUUAAGUAUCUCAAAAAGAUGUUCAUGUUGGCAGAACUACAACGCUGAAAUAAAAGAAGAACUACCUGAACGUGAAGAGCCCUCCUCUGCUUUCAGAAACUAAACAUGGACCACUUCGGAUCGAGGGACGUGGCUGGCGCCACUAUACGUCUGAAGACGGAUCCCGAGACGACCUUCUACAAGCUUUCGGAUCAACCGGGCACAGACCCUCUGGAGAAAAAACGAACAUGGAAGCCGAGGAGGAAAAAGGUGAGUUCUAGUGUGUUGUGCCUGGGAUUAUACCUCUAACUCUAAUAGCUUGUCCUUCCCCUGUUGAUGCGCAUUCAAAGAUGCCAUCCUCUUCCUCGAAUUCAAAUCUAAAAUUUCGAUAUGAAGAGUGCAGAGCUCCCCGUACUACAAGUAGAAGUACAAUAACAGAUUAGCUGCGUAGUACAAUAACUUACCCCAAGAUUGGGUAUACUACCACUACUAGCUGCCCAAAGGAAGCUCAGAACAGGUCCGCGCCGCCUACAAAGUCCCUGGGGAGUACGAGGACACAGUUCCAGAAUGGGCCACAUGGAGCGAGCAGUUUGAGAGCAAGACCGAGGCUGCUCUGGCCUCCGUAGAAGCCGAGUUGAUGGGCCAGGAAGCAGGAGAGAGCGAAGAAUUCUACGAACCUUUGGUCCAACAGGAAUACGUUCAACAACAAAUGUUGAGUGUGCAACAUGCUCAGAUUCUGGGGCAGCCGAUGGGCGGAGUUGGAGGAAUGGCGCAGAGUAUGCAAGGGGUUGGACUUGGAGGAGUACAAGCUCAAGCACCGAUGCCUUUGGUAGGUGGAGAUAUGAUGGCUUUACAGGGUAUGAUGCCAGGAUUAAUGACUACCGUUGUUCCUAGCGGUCCUCCAGGCAUGAUGAUCCCUGGUAACGAGCAAUUCUCCGAAAUUUUUGCAGAAAAUCGUAUCGUAAUCGAUCCGACAACUGGAGAGAACAUCGCGGACUUUUCACCAGAAUAUGCUCAGCAAUUGCAGAGCGAUAGGCUUGUGCAGCAACAGAUGCAGCAGCAAAUGGUAAAAAUGCCUCAACAGCAGGAGCCACAAUCUAGCAAUUCGAGAGUUAUCUUAGGCCAACAGCAGGUCCAAGCUGGAGGGAGCAGUAGUUCUACGGCGUUGCCACCUGCAGGAGAGGUUCUUGCAGGAGGUACGACUGCGGUUGGAGGACCAGGAGCACAAAAUGCAGCUAUGGGAGUUAGUGCUAGUCCUCAGCAACAGCAGCAAGCAGUUGGGCAUCAACAAAGAAUAACUACAACUGGCUCUCCGGGACCAGGACAAGGACAGCAACAGCAAACACAGCAAGUAGUAGUUCCUCAGCAAAGUACAACUGGGGCAGCUCCUGGCGUUUCACAAGCAGCACCUGGAAGUGUCCAGGGAUCACCAGCAGGAGCCGGCGGGGUAGUACAGCAGUUGGGUGGAGGACAGCAGGUUGGUGCUGGCCAGCAGUCAGCACCUGGGCAUUUGUCCCCGGGAGGACAGCAGCAGCAGCAGCCACAAAUUCAACAGCAGCAGCAAAAUAUGGCUGCCAAGGAUGCUAUGGCAUUACAGGCGCAACAGCAGGUAGCAGUCCAACAACAGCAAUUGGCUCAGCUCCAGCAGCAGAUGCAGAUGAUCCAGGUCGCACAACCUCCACCGUUGCAGCUGUCCCCUCAGCAGAGUCAACAACUGCAGAAGAUGCCGCCGGAGCAACAAAAACAAGCUGUUCAGCAACUGCAAGCUCAGCAUCAACAGCAAUUUAGGGUGCAACAGCAACAAGCGAUGGUAGCAGUGCAGCAACAAGCUGUGGCGACAGCGACGCAAAUACAAAACAACUCCACUGCUGCAGGAGCACCUAGUCGGAUUAUGCCUGUUGUAGGGAAUUCAUCUCCAAAGUGGUCAUCUGGAAGAGAAAGACAAGAGGCUAUAAAGGGACCCAGCAGAUGAUCCCUGCUGAGAUGAAUUCCCGACGCCUCUAAGCAGAUGUCUACACGAGGACCUGGAAUGGGUAUACAACCUCAAAUGCAGAUGCCAGCAGCUAUGGGAGGUCCUAUGCUGCAAGAGUUCGGCCAACCGCAGCCACCGAGUCCUCAGAAUCGCGGGACUCGCGGAGGUGGCCCGGCUCAACAGUUAGCUUCCCCACAACGUCAACAACAAGGAGCGACCACGAUGGCUCGUGGCUCACCCAAAGCAGGCAAUACCAAAGCAAGCUAUGGAAGUUCGGGUGGAGCAACUGGUGGUCCAGGAGGUGCUUCUGUUUCACCGGCAAAAAAAGGAGGAUCGUUGUUUAGCCAGGUACAACAAGCGAAUAGUCCGCCUUCGCUGCCGCCUCGAGAUCCUGAAGAGCGGAAGAAAUGGGAAAGCGAGCAAGCGUUCAAGGAUAAGAAGAAGGGAUUAGUGGAUAAUGCUGAGGUAUUUAUGGCUCCUCUCCUCUGCCGGUAGUGGUUUGACUCAUUGUAGUAGAUUCUUUGUGGGAGGGUCGAAUGUGUUUCACAGGCUAUUUUUUCUUUUCGGGUUUUUCCUUCCCCCACAACUCCUCUUCUUGUACAUGAAUUUUAAUUUUGUGACCCUCGUGAUCUUUGUUCACCUGGUGUUCCCUUUUCUUCUGAUGAAUGAUGUGUCUUCUCCUUUAGUUCGUUGUCGUUCUCGUCCUCGCUAUUCGUUGGUCAGAAUUGAGGGUCCUUGAUAUUUUCUCUGUCCUUUAAAAUCUUAAUUAAUAGUAAUCCUUGUGUCUUGUUUAUUAUGUUUAUCACGUUUUGCAUUGCUCGGUUUUGCAGCUUUUUGCAUAUCAUUCCGAAAGAAGUCGUCUAGGUCUACAAGUUGCAAAUCGCAAGCGGAAAACCCCUUCGGCGGAAAUAAUCCCAGUAUUUCUCUAUUCCACUUUCUCCACAGAUGAACCGCGCAAGAACCGAUUUGAUGCAAUUCGCGAUCUACGCAGAUGCGGGUGAUGUCAGAGAUCUACAACGUAAGAUUGACGAUUAUAUGGAUUUCGCGAUGCGUCAGGCUUUCGACAGGUGGAACGUCGUAGAUGGGGAAAAAGCGGUGAAGAAUCAGCAGAACAUGAGGUACUGACUUUUCUUGGGAUGAUGAUUUGCUCUUUUUGUUGAUGUAGUCCAGGUUGCUAUUCACCUUGUAACUUGCAAUUACCCGCGUCGAAAAUUUUCUUCUACUGCCUUCACAUGACCACGACUCUCUUUCAGCCUCUCACUCUGACUCUCCACACCAGGACGCAGAUGGUGAAAGCACAGCAGGGUUACUUGCAGGAGCUUCAGUAUCACAGAUAUCGAAAUCAGCAGCAGCAGACUGCAGAGGCGUUUCAAAAGAUGCCACCUGUUGACGGCAAAAUCCAAUCCGAUGCGACCAAGCCUGAAGUCAUCAAAAUGUUCACAGAUGGAAAGACAGGAGAUUUGUCGAUGGAAGAUGGUAAGGCUACCCUAGUAGAGUUUGUGCAUGAAUAACGAUAAUCAGUCCACCGAGAGCAAAGCCACACUAUCACGUUUCAUUUAAAUUCAGUUGUGAAUUCAGGUACUUAAAAAUAUGGAGACUUUUGCGAUCUUCUUGCCUUUGUUGACUUUCCUCUUAUAGUACUAUCACAAUCUCAAUUAUCUAUAGGUUCGCGCGUCAUCCUCUAUGAUGCCAUUACGAUUUUUAGCGAAGACGAACAGGAGUUGGUCCGCAUGAUCAUCGAUGAGCGCGUCCAUCAACUGAUGAUGUACGAUCCCAGACGCAAAAAAGGUGGUUCUCCAGACGAUGACGAAGACAAAGUCUCCCUGGACGAACUCAAUUUCGUCAAGAACGAGCUAAUCUCCAAAGAGUUGAAGAUGAAGACGAUGGAGGAGGAGUUUUCGCGCAAGAUAGUCAGAUUCCAAGACUUAAUAGAAGAGUUGCGUGGAAAAUGCGAAAGACUAGAAUCAGAAUUAGCGGAAAAGGAUUUGCGAAUCCAGCAAUUGGAGGAAGAGGUGGCUGACCUGAAGAUGAAAUCGGAUGAGGCGAGCAUACAAGCGGAUGCAGAGAAAUUCCAGUACUGUAGAUAUUGUUAUUCUUGGCUUGCUUUUUCUAAUACAAAAAUCCUCUUUAUUGGUCCAUCUGAACCUGCAUCGUGAUCGUCCAAAAUUGAAUCUCAUCUUCAGGUUAGAAGGCAAGGUUUCGGAGAAGCAGAUGGAGAUUGAUCUAUUGAAAAAAGAACUCGAGGAGCUCCGAAUGGGUGGCGGAAAUCUCUCUGGUCUCGACGCCGGUACCUCUAUCUCCGGUGGCAACCGUUCGGCUGACGAAACCGAUGCGGAAACCAGACUUAGACGUGCUGAAGAGCAAAUGCGCGCCAAGUAUGAGGAUGAGUUGGCUGAGUUGAAGCAGAAACUCAGAGAUGCGGAAGACAAGAUCAAAGCAGAGGUGGACGCGGCGGCGGCGAAGGCCUAUCGGGAUCAACAGUUAUCGUCGAAGAUGGGAGAGGCAGAAGUGGAGCAAAUGAAGUCCGACUUAGUGGACUUGAGAGGAAAAGUGGAUGAACUGCAGGUACUAUUCUUUCGUCGCAUUUCACUGAUACAGGGAAAGGCUACUGGCUCCACAUUGAGGAAUGAAUUGGAUUUUUUUGUAUGCUCGCUCCUCUGACAGUCGUGACAAAUAGCCCAUAUCCAACUCGAGAUGAAUCUCACUAAAAAACCCAACUUCUCUCACACAGCGUCUACUUGACGAAGAGCGCGGCAAAAACGCCGAGCAAGAGAAGCUCAUCGCCGACUUGCGCAAGCAGCUCCAGGAGGAGAGGGACAGUAAUGAGAUCACCAACAAGAAGCUCAAGGAAGCUGAAGAAUUAGCGUCGAAACUGUCCAAGAAAAUCCAUCAACUAGAACUGGUGGAGCAAGAACUUCUCAAUCAGUUAGCCGAAAUCAACGAGAUCAAGGACGCAGAGGGCACAGGCAAGGCGUUCAAGGGCAUGAUGCGCAAGUUAGGGGUGAACAAGGGUGGCAGCACUAGAUUGAUGAAGAAAGUUUUCGAGCGAUUGUACUACGAUGCGAUCGAACGUAUGGAGAGGUAUGUGCGCUUGAAUCAGCUGAAACUGAACGAACAGCGCAAUAGCUGGGAGAGGAUUCUAGGAGCUAGAGACCUGUACGGCGACAAUUUUUUGCCGAAUGAGCGACCACCUGCAAGUAACCACUUAUUGGACGCAUUCCAGUCGUUGCCGGAUCGAUCUUUGGUCGCGGCCUUGGCGCCAGACGACUACACUUAUCUGUUCGCGGAACCAACGACGCAUCCUGCAAGUCCGUCGCAACUGCGUCAGCACAGGACCAAGCGCAACUUGGUCAUCCCACAGCGGCGUGCACGCUCGGUGUCACCUAACAUGCAUCUGGGUGGCAAUUUCAGUGCCACAGCGGCUUUCUUCGGUACUCCGGGAGCUGCAAAUGCAAUGUCGCCUACGCAGUUCGCGUCCAUGCCGGGGUCUGGAGUGGUUCCUCCUGGUGUGGGCGGGUUUGCUGGUUUCGGUGCUCCUCAAGGAGCGGGGAAGCAACUACCGAACGUCCAUUAUGGCGGUGUCCUAACACAAGAUCCACCGAUUGGAUCGCCGGAAAGGACGAUGUUGGAUAAGUUAGCAGCGAAUCCGUCCUCUACACCUGGAGCAGUGGGCUUGGCAACGAUUAACAUCAAGGGUAGUGGACCGCCUGGACGGGGCAGUGGACUUCGUGGACAGGGAGGUGGAAGUAGACCCUCGUCUAGGCAGUUUUUGGUGGUCGAGCAGCCCGAACCUGCUCCUCAAGUGGGAUUUUUGGGAAGUCCCAGUGCACGAACUUCCACAGGAGGACCUGGAGGACUGCAUCAACCUGCUUCACGCCACAGUCCGAAUUCCAAUAGAACCUUUCUUGGAAGCUAUUCGACCCAGCACAAGGAUAUCAAGCAGAAAGGCAUGGUCCCAGCAAGAAGCACAGGAGAUCAACACUUGUCUGCUCGUACAGCUAUGGCAGUGCAGGUCCCUCAAUUAAGGCUGCCCCUAAUCCAUCUCUCUAGACAUCCCUCAAGCAUAUGCGCCCCAAUACAACUACAGGGGAGAUACUGACGCAUAUGCUUGAGGGAGUUCCACAGGGAUGAAUAGGGGAGAGGUCUAACUCAAGUUCCUGGAAUGAUGAAUAUCAACUUCCUAGGAACGACCGCCAGAAGCGAAACGGAUCAUGAACAGAUGAACUUUGCAACCACGCAGAGUUCGUUUGGUGGCGCGCAGUCGCAGUCUAUCAACAUGACUCAAUGCGGGGCUGGGGAGAACUCUAGUACUUCGUACAUGAUAGGUCAACAGCACCUAGCUGGAGGGCCAGCACAGCAGCAUAUGGGUAAUAUGGGGUCGUCAGCUGAGGUGUUUAUCCCAGGAUCACCGUUGAACGUCGCUGUCGACGCGAUGCAUUCGACUUCUGCUAGUCAACUACCUUACAUAAACCAUAGUUUGCUCCAAGCUGGGACGAUGGCUGGGACUGCGAGAGGCACCACACAUCAAACAGGUUUUGCAACAACAAUGUCGACGAUUGAUGAGGACGCUAGACUUGCGAGUGCGGCAGCUGCUACAGGUGCUGUUCCCCUAGAUGGUCAUGAUAGCGAUCCGAAUUUUGACACAGUAACGCACAAAUCUGGCAUAGCAGGAGGAGCGCUAACAGCGACAACCAGUGGCAGUGAAGCUGUGGGGCCUUAUCAGCAGCCACGACCUCACGCGCAUAUUGCUCAUGGCCACGCGGCAAGCACUAGGAAGAUGCAGCUUAGUGUUACCUCCGGUUCGACAAAAACUGGUGGCGCUCCAGCAAGUAGUGGAGGCGCUUUUUCAACUGCAGGAGGGUCUUCUUCUAGUUCGGGACACCAUACCAUGCGGGCGACGGGGCAACUAGCACCUCUGAAGAUAGUAGAUCGUAGACCAGGUCUAGGUGCAGGCGGCCACAUCAUGUCAGCAACCCAUCACGCAGGGUCGUUGAUUUCCUUGCAGCACAGAGACAGUAUCGUCCACAUGCUCCCAUCUGGCGGCUCCUCAUCGGCUAGCAGGUCAAUGUACAUCCAAGCUGGAGCAGGCCCAACAAACAAGGUGACGAACUUCAACAGAGGCCGACCGACGCCGCAAGGUGCCGUUGCAGCAGAUAGUAUCGGAACGACGAGUCAGGCAGGCAAAGUGAAGGUUGGCUCGCCUCGUGCCCAUCAGAACCAGAUGCGUGGCGAUCACGCAACCUUGAAGAGUCCGCGUGUGACUGGCGGUUUUGAGAGGAGCCCAACGCAAUUGAUGAUAGAUCGCCCAACCAGUCCAACGCGGAGGUUUUUCACUGGAGUGAGUAAUCCGAGUUUAUGGCAGGAGUGAGUACUUCUUAAAAAGAGUUGAUAUUGUACUGAAAAUUGGAUGAACUACAUGUACAUGAAUUUCAUGUGAUUCAUUGUUUAAAUAUUUCAUCUUCAUGUGAUUGUUUAUCAAAGUGAAGCCCUUGUUUCGUUUUCGUUUUCCUUAGAUCUCUUCCUUCCACCUCUAAGACAAGCCCAGCCGGGAGUGGUGAACAUGACAGCUAACGCGAACGUGGGAGACGCACAUUUCAGAGCGUCGCAUCCCAACAGCAGGCUAAAGCAAGGGCCCAAGUGCGAGCACUGCGGAGUCAAGAUGACACACUGAGGAGACGUGGGAGAGGCUCCAGAACGGGUUCCAUUGCUAUUGCAUUCACGAUUUUUCCCGUUCAUUUCAUGGUCAUAGAAAUAGAUAAGAAGAACACAGUCACAUUGAGUUACAGAUAAAUGUCAAAAAUAGAUUCAUCAUCAUGAUCACUAAUCACUUAGACUUUUGAUUUUCAAUAUCAAUCCUCAUUUGAUUCACAUUAUUCAGUUCUACAACAAUCCACACCCACAGCCUUCAAAUUCAUUUCAAUUUCAUGACGACGCAGCUACGACUACAAACACGCCAUUUCCUUUUACAACAUUUAACGCAAGAGAACCAAGACAUAGAAGUUCGUCUUCUUUUACAAUACUUAACGCAGUAGAAACCCCAUUCGUACGAAGCAAUGCACAUUAAGAUUAAGAAGAAGAACCUGCUAGAACUAUAAUACACCGACGACCUCAUCCUCAACAUUCCCCACAAAAAAUAUCACCCAAGUAUUCCAUUUUCGUUUAAAGCCACAACGAAAUUAUCUGAAGAAAUAUGAAAAAUGUAUCGUACUGCUAGGAUAGGAUGAUCGAUUACGAUGUGGAUGUAUGUGCAAGUUGUCUUAACACUAAAAGCAGCGUUUUGUGCUAGAACAAAGCUCAAUCCAUUUAUUCAAAUCUACAUUCAUGAUUUUGUCAUUUGCAUAGGUUGCUCCUCUAAUAUAUUUGUGUCAGUGUCGACCCCAUAUCCGUUGAACCGUAGUACCAAUGUGAGGUGAACAGUGAAGAGUUUGUAGGUACUUAGAUGAUCCGAGAAACAAAAAGCAUCAACUACUUGUCAAGAAAACGUCAAGAAAUCAACAU
Molecule: messenger RNA, 8537 nt
Organism: Amoebophrya sp. A25
Lineage: Eukaryota; Dinophyceae; Syndiniales; Amoebophryaceae
Source: the annotation of a GenBank genome assembly